This is a messenger RNA of Symbiodinium sp. CCMP2456, 2181 nucleotides long. NCBI's taxonomy places the organism in Eukaryota, Dinophyceae, Suessiales, Symbiodiniaceae. The record is from the annotation of a GenBank genome assembly.
AUGAGUGCGGCAGGUGAUGCCGGCAAAAGUCAGGAGGAGUUUGUCCUCGGCUCACGCGCAGACUUCGACAAGUACAUAAAAUGGGCUGACAUAAAGUUUGUCCGCGCAGCAUAUCUGGUACAGUUGCACGAACAAGGUGAGCUGUGGCCACGGAGACAAGAGGCAGCUAAAGUUAAAGACGCCUUGAUUUCCACACCGACCAAGUUCAUCGCGCUUUCCCACAUGUGGGAAGCACGUGAGCAUCCCGAUCCCUUCGGGUUUCAGGCCACGCUGCUCGUUUCAGCUAUCAAGGCAAGGCCACGAGCGGAGUGGAACGAUGUAGGCUUCUUCAUCGAUUAUAUUUCCUUCCCUCAGUUCAGGCGCUCGGACCACGAUGAGAUAUAUUUCCGACGCGGAACACAACACAUGCAUCUGCUUUUCUGCAAUACCAGUGCAAGCUUUUGUGAAGGCGUCUGGUCCAUUCCUUGUCGCACACCUUUCUGGAGACUGCAGAAGUUUGUUUACGGCACCUGCGGCUGCAAAGGCAUUCCUGUGUACAGCGUCGCUGCAGGCGAAGGGGACCAAGGCAAAGUGGUAAGAGUGCCGCUUAGACACCUGCAACUUGGGGACCACCGUGGGAGGUGUGGUCCAGGCUGUUUCGACCGAUGUCCCAACCUCCACUUUAACACCACGGAGUACAACCGACGUGCCUGGUGCCGUGUCGAAGUCGAAUGGGCCGCUCCUUAUAUAGUCGACCUAUCAGUGAGUGAGACACACGAUCCUUGGUUCCCCGACCUCUGCCGCAAUGGCCAUUGGGAAGUGGUCAAGGGCUGUCUCUCACGCUUUGACAGGUUCUUCCAUCCACAUGUCGGGUGCUUGCUGUGUUGCUUCCUCAUAUUUUUCGAAGCAGGAGCUGCAGAAGCAACUCGCAGAGCAACCCCGACAUCCGAAGCUUUUCUGGCUGCAUCUUCCUUUGUCUUGACUCUGGGCCUGUGUGUCGUUCAUGCACUUCAUGGCCGUCCUGCUCUUUCUGCCAAGACUUGCAUGGCAUUGGCCAUAGCAGCCUGGGCCGGUCUUGCAAUGACAUUUCGUCUUGUGAUGGUGGGCCAUGCUCGGGCUGUUUUUCUGCACCUGCCUCCUUUUCUGGCAGCUGCAGCAGCUGUGAGACUUGCAGAGCACAGAAAUGUGCUCGACCUGGUUGCUGCCUACCAUAGCAUGGAUUUGUCGCCAGAGAUCUUGAAGCCAAGCUCCACAGUGCCCAUGAUGCCUUCAGAGUUCCAGACGAUGGCGGACAAGCAGCAGAUCCGAUUCACACACAAGGAAGACCUAAAGCUGGUCUUGGAUUUGCAGAAGCAGGUCUUCGAGGAUAAAGCCCUUCGGGUUGAUACAUUUGCGGUGCACAUGCUGCCCAUGCCUUUGAGCAGCAAGCUACCGGACCUCAUCGAUGACUACAAGAAGUUGCAGAGCUUCGACUUGCGAAGGUCGGUCAUCGAUCUCAAGAGCAGCGUUGCUUUGUUCAGCAAUCUCCUGUGCAAGCGGAGCAUGCGGACGCUGAAGUUCUGCAGUGUCGACUUUCAUCCCGCUGCUAUCAAGAAGUUGGCCGAAGGGCUGACAGGGAACGGCUCAAACAGGCACUGCCUCAGCGAACUAAUCCUUGAAGAUUGCAGGCUGCAAGAUGAAGAUGUCGUGUCUUUGUCAGAGGCUUUGAUGUCUGAUCACGCGCUGAAGACCCUCAGCCUUGCAAUGAACCACUGCGAGGACGCCGGAGCGCUUUCCCUUGGGAAGGUGCUUAAGAGCAAUGGGUCGCUCAGGCAUUUAAAUCUAAAGUUCAACUGCAUAGGCCAGCAAGGGGUCUUCUGCCUGCAGCAACUCGGAAGUCGCCUGGAGAGCCUUGAACUCGGGUUCAACUAUGAAGAUCGCCUGCCACCACCUUGGUGGACCGUUCUUCGGCUUUGGCGCUGGGCCUCUUACAGAGUUCCUUGGCGCGUCGGUUCGCGGUUUGCACAUGUCGUCCGCCAUGCAACAGCCAUUUGUCUGUACCUUAGAGCCUUGCGCAGCAUAGCAUCGCAGCUGUUAAACAGCAUGCUCUGGCUACAGCCUGCCGGGGCAGAUUCUGCGAUUCCUCGCCAGAGGGAAGGAUCCAAGUUCGCCGAAGCUUCGCAAAGGUCGAAGCGGCGACCUGCAAGGAAACCGAGUGGGUGA